AGAAGUGACGCACUUCCUCUCUUGUCGAGCCGCCGAUGGGUCGCGUAGUGGGUGUUCUCUGAGAAUAAAGGACUCGGACAUUAAUUUCGCGACCCAACAACCGUCUUUGGAGCUGCGAUAGAUCGGUGUUCAGUAAUAGUUCAGGUUGUUUUACAGCUAAAUUGGUCUCCGAGGUUGUAGCCCGCCUUGGUUUUCCGUUAUGGCAAAGGUACAAGUGUUAAAUGUUGCUGUUCUGGACAACCCGAGCCCGUUUGGGAAUCCGUUUCAGUUUGAAAUAACGUUUGAAUGCAUGGAGGAUCUGCCUGAAGAUCUGGAGUGGAAGAUCAUCUAUGUGGGUUCUGCUGAGAGUGAAGAAUACGACCAGGUUCUGGAUUCUGUUUUAGUUGGUCCGGUACCAGCUGGACGGCACAUGUUUGUGUUUCAGGCGGACGCUCCUAACACAGGUCUGAUUCCAGAGACCGAUGCUGUGGGAGUGACUGUGGUCCUCAUAACCUGCACCUACCGCGGGCAGGAGUUCAUUCGCAUUGGUUAUUAUGUCAACAAUGAGUACACGGAUCCAGAGCUACGGGAAAACCCGCCUCUAAAGCCAGACUACUCUCAGCUUCAGAGGAAUAUUUUGGCUUCCAACCCCCGCGUCACCCGCUUCCACAUUAACUGGGAGGGCUUGGCAGACAAGAUGGAGGACAGCGAAAACGUGGACCCGUCCCCGAACAUCAGCGGCAUGCUGCCCCCGCCCUGCAUACCAGGAAAGAUGCCAGCUCUGGGACAGAUGCCCGACAACUCCAUGGACUGCUUGUAGGAGUCGUGGGAUUCACGCUGAUGGACAAGGAGCUCUUCUUACCUUUACAUUCAUAUACAUCACAACAUUUUUAUAAGACCAGGAAUAUCCCCUAUGUGGAUAUUUGAAGGACUAAAUGACAUGGGACAUUUUUCUCUUUUGUGUGGCCCAUUUAAUGGGACGGGUGUUGCCAACCUAUAUAGGUUCCUCUCUUGUAUCCUUUCUUUUUCUCACGCUCUUAAAUCUGCACUGCCAGAGAUGCCUUAAUUUAUUAUUUCCUUGUCGCACGUUAUUUUUCUGCCUGAGAAACCCUGAUUCCUCCAACUCCAACUGCAUUUCUGUCCUUUUGAGCGAAAUUUAAAACCUUGGACACCGAUGUCUGCGUCGCUAUUCAUGUAACGCAGGUGUCAAGCUUUUGAUCAUCCAGAAAGACGGUCUCAUCUGGUGCUUCUCCGAGGAACCGAGGAACCUACUGCCUCUUUGGAUAAAUUGUGCUCAGUCCUAUCCUAAGAGGCCAUGCAGAGCCCAGCCAUGUCACGUUACAUGGCUCACAAUGGUAAACCCACAUAUUUGAGACAGUCCCAAGUAAUGCACCAUUCAUUGAUAAAUUUGGGGGGGGGGGGGGGUCGCAGGACUUUGAAGUUAAAAGAUGAAAUGGGUCCUGUGUUGCUGUCAAGUUCUGUGGUCAAAAAGGCUCUUUGUAAAUAUGUUCCUAGCGCUUGUUUUGCCUUCAAAAUUAAAGGAUGUUAUUUUAUUUUGUGCUCCAUAUAAUUAUAUAUCGUGUUUUUUUUUUUUUGGUGUUUUUUUUAUAUAUACAUACCAUUGGUAAGGUUAAAUAAAAUUUCUUUUUCUGAUUAACACUGC
Fundulus heteroclitus (mummichog) is the source of this 1642-nucleotide messenger RNA. It is a transcript of the gene asf1bb, whose product is annotated as anti-silencing function 1Bb histone chaperone. Gene Ontology annotation, cellular component: nucleus. Gene Ontology annotation, molecular function: histone binding. Gene Ontology annotation, biological process: DNA replication-dependent chromatin assembly. The transcript has 4 exons. The record is from RefSeq and is a predicted model, not a curated record. The coding region runs from base 200 to 799 and encodes 199 amino acids. Lineage: Eukaryota; Metazoa; Chordata; Actinopteri; Cyprinodontiformes; Fundulidae.